AUGCGGUACAAUUCGUACGAAGCCCAGGAUGUUGGUUAUGCGUGCGCGGUAUUGUCGGUUGUCAUCUUAGCCAGUCGAGUAAUCAUAUCUCGAUGGCGACGUGAACCUGUCGACAUCAGUUUCGUCUUCGUCGCACUAUCGAUGCUGAUGAUUAUUGGGAGGGUCAUCGCCAACAACUUUUACCUGAGAUUUGGAACGACCAACGAAGUCUUACACGACCCGCACCUCUCAGAUUAUUACGAUACAAGUCACUUAAAAACAGGCAGCAUUCUUGUCUUGUUGGCCAGAGUUCUUCUUACAGCAGCACUGUGGUUUCAGAUUUGCCUUCUGCUCUUGUUCUAUUCAAGAAUAACCUCGGGAAUAGCAUGGGCAGAUCGUCUUACCAAGACAGCUUGGGUCACCGUGGUCGUAACCUUCAUCGCAAUUCUGCUAGCAACAUUCCUUGAAUGCCGCCCGAUCAGCUUAUACUGGCAAAUUAACCCUGACCCAGGGCACUCUAACAUCUUCGUCGACCUGUUGCUCCUCUUCAUCGCGUAUCCCUUGGUUUGCCUAAGGAAACGGACCUUAUCAGAAUAUAUUUCUCUCUACUCCUUAUUUGCGCUUGGCACGUUCUGUAUUGUUAUUACCAUAAUCAGGGUGGUCCUGAUAUUCAACGAGGACUCGUCUCAAACUACGCGGAGUUUAUGGGCGUCGGUUCAGAUGUUCGUCUCGUGUUUCGUUGCGAAUGCGCCGACUAUUUACGGUUCUCUGCGUGUUGCUCGACGGAAGAGGUCUGGACAUAGAAGUACACCUGGCUAUGCUAGUGGUGAGCCGCUAAGUCGGCCCUCCCGUCUAGAAAGGGACUCUUGGAUAAAAAUGGACGAGGAGAUCGCCCUUGCAAUGACUGCGCCCGGUGUGCAAUAUAAUCCGACACAACCAUUUACUACAGCGAUAUUCGCUGACGAUAAUAUUUAUCAAACGCCACAAUCUCGUCCGUGAUUCCUUACCUUGGGCACUUAGCUCUUCUACUCUCGACAUUAACCCGUCAGAUACUUAUUGGAACCACCAACUUGGAUAUAUUACCAAUACAUGCCUUAGAGAUGACGCCGUGGUAGGAAAAGAAGUACGUCAACUAGGGGAAUACUGCAAUUUUAGUAUUUUUACACCCUGUUCAGCAAGCUACGACUUUGGGGGACCCUUAC
Daldinia decipiens is the source of this 1181-nucleotide messenger RNA. RefSeq lists its product as uncharacterized. The transcript has 2 exons. Bases 1 to 978 code for a protein of 325 amino acids. NCBI's taxonomy places the organism in Eukaryota, Fungi, Ascomycota, Sordariomycetes, Xylariales, Hypoxylaceae. The record is from RefSeq and is a predicted model, not a curated record.